UAAACCCUGAAAUACACUUGAUGAGACUUAUUUGACGUGUAUGUCAUUAAAUCUUUUUUGUUGCAAAAAAAUGCAAAAAUAUUAAUUAUUUUCACUUUGAAAAUUGUGUUCUCAUUUCUUUGAUCAGACAAACGUUAAUCCUUUUUUUCCUAUUAUUCGGUCAAUAUUUUUCAAUUUUACUGGUUUAAUGUUACGACACUGAUUCUAUUUUCAUAUAUUGAAAUGAACACUCUUCAUGACUCGUGGAAACAAGACAAUAUAAAAGUGAAGACAUUAAAUGGAGAGGCAGCUUCAUUUAUUACUCCGAGAACACGUGUGAAUAGGAGUUCUUCACGGGAAAGUGCAAAAUCAAAGUUUUCAGAUAUAGAAAGCGCCGAGGAAGUUAUAGAAGAGCGAUUGAUUAAUCAUUAUGUAUCAUACCCAUCUCCAGUUCAUGGAUCAGAUGUCGAUGAAACUAAAGUCGAUCUAAAAAUCAAAAAUCACGCGUUUGAUUUAAGCCUCAAAUUGGAAGCAGCUUCGGCAUUCAAUAAAAUUUCCACACUUUCCGUUCACAGUGGUCAGGAUUAUGCAUUAUGCAUUCCUUCUUUCAGUAAGACUAUGUCUACUAAUCUUCAUUUAUCGCCAAAAAUUCGAAGAUCAACUUCAUCGUGUUUGAGAUCAUCAAAAAAGGAAUCUUUAAACAAGAAUCUUGAAAAGUACAAACCUGACAUCAAUACAGAACGAAAUAAUCCAACUUCGGGAGAAAGCUUAUCAAACAGAAAAUCGAAGAAACGAUCAUGGGAUAACCAUUUGCACAGUUCGAGGUGACAACCGAAAAACAACAAAAAUUUUCGAUUUGUAAAGUUAACUUCAUCAGAUCAAUGCGUUGUUUUCUUUUUUCAGUUUUGAAUUAUUCGACUUUUUGAUAUACAGAAUAAAUAUAUGUAUAUCUUGAGAUAAAAAA
Molecule: messenger RNA, 943 nt
Organism: Caenorhabditis elegans
Lineage: Eukaryota; Metazoa; Nematoda; Chromadorea; Rhabditida; Rhabditidae
Gene: F55G7.4
Exons: 7
Coding region: 223-807 (194 amino acids)
Source: RefSeq, marked reviewed